Ylistrum balloti is the source of this 14024-nucleotide messenger RNA. RefSeq lists its product as uncharacterized. Gene Ontology annotation, molecular function: protein binding. The transcript is spliced from 26 exons. Gene Ontology annotation, biological process: DNA-templated transcription. NCBI's taxonomy places the organism in Eukaryota, Metazoa, Mollusca, Bivalvia, Pectinida, Pectinidae. The record is from RefSeq and is a predicted model, not a curated record. Bases 120 to 10094 code for a protein of 3324 amino acids. Gene Ontology annotation, cellular component: nucleus.
UGCUAUUUUGGUAUAUUUUGCAACUGGAUGGAAAAGUCUUUCAGCAGAGGAAACCUAAAAUACAUAAGCUAUUGCAAACACGUUAUUUGUGGGAUGCUUAAGAUAUUCAAAGGUGUGAAAUGUCCGAAAGUGAACGAACAGAAACAAGUCAUGCUAUAGCAGUGACUUUAAGUGAUAAUCAAGGUUGUUCUGGCAGUGCUGGUCCUCCCACUUCCACUGUUUCUGUUGGUAAUGAUAACUCUUGUGCUACAAAACCAGAAAGGGGAGAGCACUCUGGACCUACUCCCCAGGGUGGCUGGCCUUUAGAAGGAUUUGAGGACAAAAAUCCAUUUAGUGGUUUUUCUGAGGAGCACAUGAGCAAGCUGGACGAAUUUCUGUCCUCCGAAGAAGCUAGAAAGAUUCUUCAACAGACAAACGAAGGCGAUUUCACCGAGACCAUGGCCCAAGUGGCAGGUUUGGACAGUAGUCAGGAUUCUGCUAACACCAGUGAAGACCUUCUGACACUUGAUAUGUUUGAUAAGUCAGAUGAUAGAUCAUCAGCUUUCUCUGACCAUGCCUAUGCCCUCCCUUCCUACCAAAUGCCCAAGCCACCGGCAGUAGUGUUACAGACUUCAAGCACACCAUCAUCCUCCCCACGCAAGAGUGCACGCAUCGCCAUUCGUAAGGGGCAGAAUGAUGAUGUUGAUGAAGUGAAGGAUGUUGAGCAGACACGCGAGGAUGUUACUGUAGAAGUAAAGGUUCAGGUGGAAGAGGUUGUUGAGGAGGUAGAGGAGCAAGAAGAGACUCCUAGUCGGGGCCGAGGACGUCCAAAGGGAAGAAAGGUGGAACAGUCACAGCUCAGUAUCAGGCGGUCGACCAGAAUCGGUGACCAUGAACAGCGUGAAAUGGCAGAGAAGAUAUUACAGGAAAAUAGACAAAGAGAGAAGGAGGCUUUGGAAGCUCUGCAGACUGGAAAGGCUGGAGAGAAACAAGACGACAGAAAGACACCUGUUAGAAAAGGUGGUCGAGGACGCAAAGCUGCAACCAAGACAGACGAUGAAGAACAGGUUCAGGAAAGUGAGGGGGAGAAGGAAGUUAAAAAUGCCAAAGGGAGAAAAAAACCAUAUAAAAAGACAAAGAAAAAUGACAUAGAUGAAAACAGUGAUGAUGAGGAUGAAGAUGAUGAUGAUGAGGAGGAGGAGGAGGAGGAAGAAGUUGCUGAUGAGAAAAAGAAUACAAGAAAGACUGGCAAGAAAGGUGUGAGAUCAAAAGGGAAAAUGGUGAAAGCUGGGGACGAAGAUAAGAGUGAUGGAGACAAUGAAGACAGUGAAAAAGAAAUCAAAACAACUCGAGGUUCUAAGAAAAAAGCAGUAGUGAAAGGAAAAAAAGGAGGGAAGAAACUAGCCAAAAAGGAAGAAGAAAGUGACAAUGAAGAGGAAAGUUCUCCCAAACAGAAAGGGAAGAAAAGAGGAGGAAAGAAAGGGAAAAUGGAAAAAGAAAACAGUGAAGAUGAAGACGAGGAAACACCUAAAGGCAAGAAAAAAGGAGGGAAAAAAGGAAAAGUAGAGAAAGAAAGUAGUGAGGAUGAAGAGGAGGAAACACCUAAAGGCAAGAAAAAAGGAGGGAAAAAAGGAAAAGUAGAGAAAGAAAGUAGUGAGGAUGAAGAGGAGGAAACGCCUAAAGGCAAGAAAAAAGGAGGGAAAAAAGGGAAAAUGGUGAAAGACGGAAGUGAUGAUGAAGAGGAAGAAACGCCGAAAGGCAAGAAAACUAGAGGAAAGAAAGGAAAAAUGGUGAAAGAGAAAGAAAACAGUGAGGAUGAAGAGGAGGAAACACCUAAAGGCAAGAAAAAGGGAGGGAAAAAAGGAAAAGUAGAGAAAGAAAGUAGUGAGGAUGAAGAGGAGGAAACACCUAAAGGCAAGAAAAAAGUAGGGAAAAAAGGAAAAGUAGAGAAAGAAAGUAGUGAGGAUGAAGAGGAGGAAACACCUAAAGGCAAGAAAAAGGGAGGGAAAAAAGGAAAAGUAGAGAAAGAAAGUAGUGAGGAUGAAGAGGAGGAAACACCUAAAGGCAAGAAAAAAGUAGGGAAAAAAGGAAAAGCAGAGAAAGAAAGUAGUGAGGAUGAAGAGGAGGAAACGCCUAAAGGCAAGAAAAAGGGAGGGAAAAAAGGAAAAGUAGAGAAAGAAAGUAGUGAGGAUGAAGAGGAGGAAACGCCUAAAGGCAAGAAAAAAGGAGGGAAAAAAGGAAAAGUAGAGAAAGAAAACAGUGAGGAUGAAGAGGAGGAAACGCCUAAAGGCAAGAAAAAGGGAGGGAAAAAAGGGAGAAAGAAAGUGAUAAAGAAGGGACAGAAGAAGCAGGAAAGUGAAGAAGAGGAAGAGGAGAUCACACCCAAAGGGAGAAAGAAACUUUUUAGAAAAGGAAAGAAAAUUAAAGACAGUGAAGAAGUAAAACCAACUCCAAAAGGAAGGAAAAAAACUGAAAAGGAAAAUGGGGAAAGUGAUGAGGAGGAUUCACCUGUCAAGGGGAAACCUAAGAGAGGAAGGAAAGCUAAGGCGAGGGAUGAUGACAGUGUUCAGGAAGAAAAAGUUAGUCCAUCAAAAGGAACAAAAGGGGCAAGGAAAGGAAGGAAAGUAGCAGUUAGUAAAACAGUAAAAGCAGGAGAGAGCAGUGAAGAGGAAGAAAUGCCAAAAGCAGACAAAAAGAAAGGAAAGAAAGUUAAGGAUGAUGAAGAUGCAACAGAACCUGUUACAAAAGGAAAGAAAAAGAAACAGGAAGUUAUGGAGGAAGAUCCAACAGAAAGGAAGGGGAAAGGAGAUAUAAAAUCAGUGAUAAAGGGAGAUAAAUUGGAAGUGAUGCAAAAGAAAACUAUUGAAACGAAAACUGUUAGAGCAGGAAAUAAAAAAGAGGAAAAUAUAAAGGAAUCACCAGCUUCAGAUAGAAGGAAAAGUGGACGGGGAAAAGCUACAGAGACACCUACGGUUGUCAUGGAAAGGACAGGAAAGAAAGAAAGCCCAGGUGAGGAACAAGAGGAUACAACUCCUAAACAAAGGAAAGGCUUAGGUAAGAGAAAGGAGGACUUGAAGGACACCCCCAGUGGAGGGAAAAGGAGGAGGACAAUUUCAGAGAAGGAAGAAGUUUCUGUGAAAGGGAAAGAAGGAAAGGAUUCUCAUAGAAAGAGACUAGAUUCUGUAGAUUCCAAAAUGAGUGAGGAAUCUGCUGUACAGAAAGUCACUCCAAAACCUGUGAAGAAGAAGCCACGGAAGUCUGAGGAGAUUGUUAUAGAUCCAACUGUCAUGGAUUUGUUUAAACCUGACGGAGUCAUUCAGGAAAAACAUGACACAAUGGAUAGUGUAGAGGUUAAGGGUCAUCAACCUACACAGUCUGAGAUGUCCAAGGACAAAGUAGAUGUUCAACAAGAGAGUAAAGUGUCAGAGAGCCAUUGUUUGACUAUAGCUGAUUCUGAUACCAAAAAAGACAGCAAAAAUAAAGUUGUUGACCUUAUUGAGGAUGUUAAAGUUGAAAAGGACAAUAUGGAAUCUGAAGCUAUUGUUUCAAGUGAUAAAACAAUAGGUGUGAGUGAAAACAUGGAUUUUACUAAAACCGGUGCUGAUGCUUUGACAGUAGAGGAUACCAUUAAACAGGAUAAGCAGGAGCAGGUGGCAACACAUGUACAAACUCCAGAGAUUAAGUGUGAAAGUGAUUUUGUAACAGAUGCUGACAAAACUCAUAUUAAAGAGACAGUCAGCAGUAGUGUUCAGAUCCAACCUCAGAUAAUAGAGGCUGUCGGUGAUAGUGUUCAGAUCCAACCUCAGGUAAUAGAGGCUGUCGGUGAUAGUGUUCAGAUCCAACCUCAGAUAAUAGAGGCUGUUGGUGAUAGUGUUCAGAUCCGACCUCAGAUAAAAGAGGCUGUCGGUGAUAGUGUUCAGAUCCGACCUCAGAUAAAAGAGGCUGUCGGUGAUAGUGUUCAGAUGGAAACUAAGGAUAGAGUUGAUUCUGUUUGUAAACAGGAGGUGACUGCUGUUGAUACAGAAAGUGAGAAAUGUUCGCUUUCUGAACAAGCCCUCAUGAGUGACAAAGGCUCUGGUGGUGUUUCUAAUGAAGGAAGUGCUGUGAUUUCACAAACUAAAGAGGAGAUAACUCCCGAAGUGAAAGUUCAGGAAAAUAUAGAUUCUUCAGUUGAAUGUUCAAAAAUUACAGAGGUAAAAUUACAGAAGGUACCACAACCAACUGUAAUAAAUGACAAUAAUUUGAACACUCCAAAAACUCAAGACUCAAAGACUUUACUUAAAGAGGUUGAAGGUCAAAAUACGCCCACAAGUGGCAGUGAUAUAGAGGUCAGACAGAAAAGAGAAAGAAAACCAAAAACAUAUUCCUUUCCUUAUGAAAUUCCUGAGAGAAAUCAAAGAAAGGAGAAGAAACAAAAAGUUAAAGAAAAGAAGAAAACUACAAAAACUAAACCAUUAAAGGUUGGAAAGUCAUCACAGGCAGAUCUAGAAAGUGGAGAUGACGGUGAUCUGAGUUAUGAGGAUGAUGAGAAUGAUUCAGACUAUGAACCUCCCGAUCAACUUUACUGUAUUUGUAACCAGCCCCAUGGUAACAGAUUUAUGAUCUGCUGUGAUAAAUGUGAAGGCUGGUUCCAUGGUAACUGUGUUAACAUGACUAAAGCCCGUAACAAGGAAAUGGAAGAGAAUGGGGAGGAAUAUAUUUGUCCAAUCUGUACUGGUGAUCAUAAAGGUCCAAAGCUAAAGACAAAGGGUCCCGAAAAAUCACCAGAUUCUAGAAAAGAAUCUACACCUAAAUCCAAAGAUGAGGAGAGAGUGAAAAAGGAGAGCACACUGCCCAAAAUACCCAAAAAGGAAAAUAAAUGUGAGGUUUCUUCUGUCAAAGGGGAAAAAUCUGUCUCAACUAAAGAGUCUCGUCACAACAGUAGUGAACAUCGACAUCGAUCAUCAUCAAAAGACGAAAAAAGUGGAGGAGAUAAAUCUCGUUUGGAGAGAAAGUCAUCUGAUGAUCGAUCUCGAGGGCGACAUCACGACAAACACCACAGCUCUGAACGCAAACACUCAACAGAUGGGAAAUCAGGAGAAAGACGUUCAUCAACUUCAGGUCACCAUGACGAUAAGACAAAACACAAGCAUCACUCUGGACAGAAGUCUUCAGAUUCUCACAGACGUGACUCAAGUCACGGGCAUCACUCAGGACAAAAAUCAUCAGAAUCUCACAAACUUGACUCUAGUCGAAAGAGUUCUGUAGGCCAUAGUGUUAAAUCUCCAGUUCUUAAGUCCCCUGGUGUCUUGUCUACUGAUACACGUACUCCCGAUAAAUCUCAUGGUGAUAUACAUAGAAGAUUGUCCUCGGGUGGAGACAGAAAUCUAAAAAAUAUUAAGGAGAAAAGAACGCUGCAGAAAUGUGUCGGUCCAGGCUGUAAAAAAGAUGCUGUGUAUGGGACAGUUUACUGUUGUACGGACUGUAUCAUCAAACAUUCUGAUGAGUCACUCAAAAUCAUACGCAAGGAUCAAGAGGACCAGGGCAUUAAGUUGAAAGACAAAUCGGAGAGGAAAGUCUACGUCCUUGAGAAAAAGACUGGACGAAUACUGACAGGUAACAACGCUCCAACUGAGGCCAAUAUCAAAAUCUGGCUGGAGAGUCACCGGUCUUUUGAAAUCCUUUGUCCCACCAAGAAACCAUCCACAUUCUAUGGAAGCAAGGAGAAAGAGAAACAGAAAGAUCGGGAAAAGCAUGUCACUGAGAAGGAGAAACCAAAGCCAGAAGAACCAAAGGAAGUAAAGAAGGCUGAUGAAGGUCCUGAUCCAGUCCGACUAAAUGUCAGAAAAUCCCUCAGGGAUGCUCUCACACACAGGGCUGGCAAGGCUGACGACAUGAUGCUUUCUAACAGUGAGAUCAAGUCACUAGCAUUGAGUGUAGAAGGAGAGCUCUUCAAAUGUUUCAAGGAUACCAACACCAAGUAUAAAGCAAAAUAUAGAAGUCUUAUCUUUAAUCUGAAGGACUCGAAAAAUCAGGGUUUAUUCAGGAAAGUGUUGUCUGGUACCAUAAAGCCUCACAAACUUGUACGUAUGACUGCGGAGGAAUUGGCCUCCAGGGAACUAGCCAUGUGGCGAGAAUACGAAACAAAACAUAAUCUAGAGAUGAUUGAGAUGACAGAGAAAGAGCACAUGAAUGAACAGCACACAAUUGUGAAGAAAACUCACAAAGGGGAGGUCACUCUGGAGGAGGAAGAUCUAAGUACAUUAGAUUCGAAACCAGAGAUCAACAAACAGAAAUCAGAAACCCCAGAAGAUGCUCCCAAGGCAGACAUCUUGUCAGAGUUAAUUGUCAAUGACACAACUUCCCAACACAAGCAGCAUUUGUUUGACCUCAACUGUCAGAUCUGUACGGGCAAGAUAGCUCCACCAGCUGAGCAGGAACCAGUUUCCAAAAAAGUGAAGGUUGCCCGCCGACCCACUGUAGAGGAUUCCGAAGAAGAAGAAAAAACUGAGGCAGCAUCAUCUAAGAAAACUGUGGAAGAACAAAAGAAGGCAGAGCAAGUUGUCAAAGAAGUAUUGAAAGCAAUACAGAAAGCCAAGAUCCAGACUGACAAAACUCCUCCCAUUGUGGAUUCUACAGUCACUGUGGGGUCUCCAGACUCCGCUCUCCAAUCUGGAUUAGAGAAGAAGCCUAUGUUUACACCGUCUGGACCCCAGUUGUGGAAAGGGUUCAUCUUUAUGCAGGAUGUUGCGAAGUUUGUCACCACAGCUUAUCGUGUUUCAGGACCAGAGGUCAAACUGGAUCUGCCUGACACUAUCCACGUGUGUGGUAGGAUAGCUCCAGAACAAGUCUGGGAUUACCUGUCGAAGAUGAAAAAGAUUGGCACUAGGGACAUCUGUAUUUUGCGGUUCAUACCUGGAAAAGAAGAAGAGAAGACCUCCUAUAUUAACUUAUAUUCCUACCUAAACAGUCGGUCACGAUGUGGGGUGGUCGGAAACUGUGCCAAAUACAUAAAGGACUUCUACCUUCUCCCUCUAGCCUCCCACAGCAAAAUUCCAUCAAUAUUAUUGCCCUUUGAUGGACCAGGGUUAGAAGACAACCGCCCACACAUGUUGCUGGCAGUUAUUGUGAAGCAAAAGACGAAACGACACGGCAGCGACUCUUCCAAACAGCCAUAUGAUCCAUCAGAUCCUAAGAAAUCCAGGUCGUCUCAUGACAAAGAAUCACGUCGACAUAGUCUGCAUUCCUCUGAGUCUUUUACAUCUCCUCCACAUUCUUACUCUCCCAGUGUUAAGACAAAAUCCAGAAAAUCAUCCCCAAGGUUGACGCCCACUAGUUCCCAGCGCGGGAAAGGCACGCCUAUGUCCUCUACCCCCUCCACUACACCGUCCUCCUCCAGCAUCACACCUGGUAGUGCUAAUGCCACUCCUGGGACGUCAGAGAGUAAGGACCCUAUUGUCAAGUUUUAUGGCUCCGGGGAACUCUUACCAGUUGAGAAAACACCUGAGGAUGACACACCCUACUCACCAGGCGGUGGUGUUGAAGGAGAUAAUGAGGACCCCUAUGAUCCUGAGAGUGUCAGCUUUGACAAAGCUGAGGAAAGUAAGCAAGGCAGUGCAGCCUCAAGUUCCAGCAACAGUGUGGCACAAAUGAUAGAAAAAAUUGCCCAAAGUGAUAAUCCUGCUGAAAUGACAGCCAUCAUGGUGGCUACCCUUGCCACAGCCACAUCUCUACGUGACAAACAGAUGUUGCUGCUGGAACUCACACAGAAAGUAAAGGAACAGAAGGAUCUGCUAGAGGCCAAACGCAAGAAAAAGGAAACUCCAGUUGUAGCUUCUAGUGCCACACCAGCAAUGGCUUUGUCAACUUUGACCUCAGCCAUUAGUGCUAUAACUACUGUUUCCAAGCAACUGUCAUCUGAUGGACAUAAAAAGUCCUCCUUAGCAACCGCAGCAGCCCAAUCAUCAACUCCUAAGGCUAAAACACUGGACAAAAAACCAGCUUCUGAGGAACAGAAGACAAGUUCCACAUCUCAUGGUGAUAAUAGUGUUGAAAAUGCGACUGAAGAUAGUAAAGUUGUGGCCACAGUGCCACAGUCAGCAGAGGAAGCUGGUGAAAAGACAGAACAGAUAACAUCAACUGAGCACAGAGAAGAUGAUAAAGACCCCAAGUCAGUGCCAGAAGCCUUGCAGUCACUGUUCUCCAGCAUUCCUGGUAACUACAGCCAUGUAACAAACAUGAAUCUGGAUGAAAACAAGCCACCAAAAGCAUCAUCUCCAGAAUCCGCCAAGCCUAGUAGUGUGCCAGUCAUGGAUCCUGACCCAAAGUCAGCUCCAGAACAGCAGGAACCAGCACCAAGUAUCAUCACUACACGUGUCAAGGGUGGAGGAGAGAAGAAAAAGAGAGUUGGAUUUGAUGUGUCUUUACUCAAAUUUGAUUACGGAGAUUCAGACAGCGAAGGAGAAGAGAGUGAAAGUAUGGGUGAACACAAACCCAAGCCGGUAUAUGAAAACACUACAGCCCCAGAUUUCAUCCCAGGUCUAGACUUGGAUGAAGACACCAUGCCUUCUAAGAUGAUUCCCCCACUUCCUCGUCAUUCCAUUCAGAUGGCAGAUCCUCUUGUUGAGCCUCCUUCUGAGCCUCCAGUAGCACCGCCAGACAUGCCUCCGGACAUGCCUCCACCUCUCCCAUUGGAGCCCCCGCCCCCACCACCAGAUCAUGAUCCAGAUGAUGAAGAAGAGGAAAAUGAGGACAAAAAGGGCAAAGGUAAAGGAGGUAACCAGAAGCCUAAGCCUCCACCUGAGAUUGUGCUUCAGGCUACAGACCCUGUUGGUAGGGUCAUUCUUCAGGCUUCCUUUAAGAAAAUCCAGCAGGCAAUGACAGUUCCGGCCCCACCACUACCACCAUUGCCAGGGAUAGGAAUGCCCACCCAAGGCCCGCCACCCACACACAUACAAAUGCCUCCAAUGUCAAUAUCAGGUAAUAUAGGUGGGCCAGCACAAUAUACUUCUCCUGAAAUGCACUUGCCUCCUCCUGGACCAGGUAUGCCUCCACCAAGGUCCAACUUGCCUCCACCUGGACCUGGUAUGCCCCCAUCUGGACCUUCCUUGGCUCCGCCUGGGCCUGGUAUGCCUCCUCCCAGACAUAACCGUGGAAGACACCCAAACAUGAGUGGGCCAUCAAGGCAUCAAGACCGACGACCUAUCAGCGGUGGCCCUCGGUUACAUGGGGCACCAAGAGGAUCACGACGACCACACAGAAGUCAUAGAUCAAAACAGGGAAUCCCCAGUCUGUUUGACGUUGAUACACAUGACUACAACCGCAGGACUGGUAACUGGAGAGAGGAAGAGUUGCAUGAAGACUCGCCAGAUUGGUCACUUGAUCAGGACAUGAGGCAGGCACAGGAUCAGGAUUUCAGAAGGAUACAGGAUCAUGAUGAGCGUAUUCGACCAACAUCUUGGAAAGAGUUUAAGGAGAUGUCUAAUUCACCCGUGAUGGAAGAUGUGGACCACAGAUGGUCAGACAAACAUGGACGCAAACCUAGGGUGCCUCUCGCUCUGCAAGAACAAUCCCAUUUGCCUCCCUUGCCUGCAUCAUCAGACAUUUUGGAGGACAGUGAUAUGAGGAACUUUGUACACAAUGUGGAGGACAGAGACUACAGAGUGAAAAGUGAUAUGUCCUCAUCACUGGCUCCAACAGAGGACCAGGACAUGAGGCUUCAACCUCCACCCCAUAAAUACUCCCAGGAACAAUCAGAUUCAGACUUUAGUGAACCAAAACUGAAGAAAGCCAAAUUAAAAGAGGAUGAUACUUAUUCUCCCAGUUCCUCACAAUCCCUUAUUGUUCCCUCCCAAGCCGUGACACAUUCUCAGUCCUCCUCCCCAAGUCCUAGUCAUGCACUGCCACCUGGUGGUGAAAAACUUGAGGGACCAAAAACUGUGCCAUCAAAUGUCUCCAUGGCAGCACCUGAUCAGCAGAGACCAAGAAUGCCCAUUAGACCUUUAAUGGAGAUGGGUUCUCCCCAUGGCCCCAACCCCCUAAGGGGUCCACCCACAGAGAUCAUUAGACCGAGACCUCCACUGCCUCGACUUCCACGAAAUCAGCCAGCACCUCCUGGUGUUGAUGACUGGGACUAAAUCGUGUAAUAUUUUUAAUGGUAUAUCUCAUCUCAGAAAAACUGUAUCUAGUCAAUCUUACUGUCAUUGCACUGACAUGUCGGCAGUUCUCAUUCAUUUUCAUUACAAAUUUAUUUUAAAAUAGCCUGACCUCAGUCAAGCUCCAUUAUCUAGGUAACAUUCUCUCCUUAUAAAUAGGAGAUGCAGCAGCAGACUUGUUUUUCUGAUUAUCGUGUCAACAGUUGUGAUGACUACAGAUGAACUGUAGUGAAGGUGCAUGUUCCUCAAAAACUAUAAACCAUCUUUCUUUAGCUUUCAGUUUAAUUUCACAAAGUUAAACAAAUAAUUUGAUUGAAGUAAUUUUUUUUAAGUAAAUUGUGAUGGAAAUCAUUUUGUAAAAGUUUAUCAGAUUUUAUGAUACAAACAAUUUCACAGACGUUGAUUCUUGCAAUUGAAACAAUUUUGCAUAAACUACAAGAAGUAAAGUAUGAUACAGUCUGUUAUGAAAAUGUUCACUUAUUUUAGUAUGAUAUAGUCUGUUUCAGAAAAGUACAAUUAGGUACUUCAAUCUGUUAUGAAAAAGUUUUUUUAGAAAAGUUCAUAGCCAUGAUUGAUUUACAGUAGUAAUAUCACUAUUGCUAAAGGUGAUGAUCAAGGAUAUAUGUGUGUCAGAAAGAUUCACUGACAAUAUAAAGAUAAGACAUGCAGAAAUUAUUUGUCUUGUACAUAUGAGCUUUCAUAGUCUUGUAUAUAUUUAAAGAAGAUUUUAUGUAAAAAAAUUGUUUGAUAUAUUGUGUUUAAUUUCUGAAGUUAAAAAAAUCACUUUAUUUAUAUUUGGUUUGAACAUCUGAAGGUAACAAGUUUAAAGUUAAUCUAUAAUAUUUUACAACAGAGAGAAAACAUUAUUUGGCUUGUAAGUGACAAAAUAUUUUAUACAAAGCAUUACACUCCAACUGUCCAUUGUUGGAUAAGCAUACAACAUAAAUUAUUGCUGUAUUGAGGAAUAUUGAAGAUAUUUUAUUAAAGACACAUGUGUUGUGGGGACUGCAUUACGCUUUAAAUCUCAGCAUUUAUCAUUACAUGUGGACUACACAUAACUUAGGACCUGUGUCUGUGGUGAGAUGGCACCACACAUGACUUAGGACCUGUGUCUGUGGUGAGAUAGCAGCACACAUAACUUAGGACCUGUAUCUGUGGUGAGAUAGCAGCACACAUGACUUAGGACCUGUGUCUGUGGUGAGAUAGCACCACACAUGACUUAGGACCUGUGUCUGUGGUGAGAGCAGCACACAUGACUUAGGACCUGUGUCUGUGGUGAGAUAGCACCACACAUGACAUAGGACCUGUGUCUGUGGUGAGAUAGCAGCACACAUGACUUAGGACCUGUGUCUGUGGUGAGAUAGCAGCACACAUGACUUAGGACCUGUGUCUGAUGAGAUAGCACCACACAUGACUUAGGACCUGUGUCUGUGGUGAGAUAGCAGCACACAUGACUUAGGACCUGUGUCUGUGGUGAGAUAGCAGCUCACAUGACUUAGGACCUGUGUCUGUGGUGAGAUAGCAGCUCACACUACUGGUAACAAUUAAAGGGAAGUAACUCCUCACAAGAUUUCAGAUUGAAUUGUACUAUAUAUUAAUGAGUAUGUGUAUUUUUGCUAAAAUGUGAUUUUUUUUAUUUAAGAAGAAGAGUAAAGCUUUGUAACAGUAUAGUAUAAAGAUAACAGAGGACAGUUCACCUCUAGGGAGUUAUAUAUUUUACAAGAUCCCCCUGUGCUGUUGGAUAACUCUAUAUCAAAGUUUAAGAAGAUCCUACUUAUACAAAAUAGAGCAAUGUUUAUGCUUGAUACAACUUGAAGCAACUUUUUUAAAGUGAUUGUCAUAGUAGUUUUUAUGAUUAUUUGACACAGUGUACCUCCUCAGUGUUUAGUGAUCUAGAAUGCAAAUUACUUCAGAUAUACCUACUGUGUGAGGGUCAUAGCAUGGACGUUGUGUAAAGUAUCUGAUGAACCACUCUACAGAUUUGUGCAAAUUGAUGUCAUCACAUCAGUGGUUUACAUCUGAUUUAUGGGGAUCAUCGGUCAAAUUUUAAAGAUCAAAGGACAUACUUGACCACUUUGGAAAGGCAAAAAGUGUGAACAAGAUAUUUCUGGUGAAACUCCCAACAGAUUCAGUCCAUGUGACACAGGUUUGGGAUGAGAUUUUUAGUGGUCACUGGUAAAGGUCAUAGGGUUACAGGAGGGUUUUUUUUUUUAGCUCACCCGGUCUGAAGCAAUUUCAGCUAAGCAUGUUAGGUGAGUGAUACAGGCCCUAUGUACCUCUUGUUUAGGAAUUUGAAUUAACACCAUUCUUUGUGUGUCUGGUCUGUGCUGUAAGGUAUAUCUAAGUAAUCACAUUGUGACAAGUCAGUUACAAUUGAAAUUAUAAACUAGAAAAUGUCUGAAAUAAUAAAAGUGAAAGGUCCGAAAGAGAUGAUUUCAUACUUAAAUUGACAAGUUGAUUUAACGUACAUGAAUUUAGAAUUUUGUUCUCUGGAAAAAAUGAGGGAGUAUAUUAGUUCCUUAUGCCUUAAAACCCACAAGUACCAAAUUAUGUAGAAAAAGGAUGAUGUUCCUCUUUUUUGAGUUAUCUCCCCCUUGUGGCCAUCUUUUUUUAGAAUGCCGAGAAAUUCAACACUGCAUGAGAAUUACAGAAUCCGCAUCGUGAAUAAUUUAAAGCAAAAAGUUCCUGGUUUAUAUUCAUUUUUCAUGAAAAAAAUUGAUUUGUCAAUUUUGAUAGAUUCCUAUCUUUUAACUGAAUUUGAAUCCUGCGUCAAAAGAUUGUUUUAUUGAUAUAAAGCUCACCAUACAUAGGAUGAUGACAACUGGAGUUCAAGUUCUAAAAUUUAUAGACCAUCAUGAGUUAUCAGGAAGUGAUGAUGAUAAAAACAUAAAAAUUCAUGUUUUAUAAUACUCAAUAUCGACCAGAAUUACUUGCCUUUGUCUUACUCUUUCAGGUUUCCAUAAAAAUCCAAAAAGGAUUAACAAAUUUAUAGUUAUAUCUGGUGACAGAUUCGCUUAUUUUUCUUAAACAGUUUGAUAGAUUCAAAUGUUGCCAACAGUUUGAACUUCAUCAAUGUAUCUGAUGUGUUGAUAGAUUCAGAUGUUGUCAACAGUUUGAACUUCAUCAAUGUAUCUGAUGCAUGACUAAUUCUGUACGAAAUACAAAACAUUAUUCUCUGGUAAAAAUCAUUCUCGACAAGUUUUAAACUAUUAAUAAAAUGCCAAAAUGAAAUACUGUUGUUUAACAGAUAAUCUUAAAUGUCUGCAACCAUUUUUUCGGUGUUUUAAUGUAAAUCAUGUGAAAUCUACUUUUUAGGACCCGGAUAUGUUAAAACAUUUGCAGAAAUGUUUAAGUUUUCCCCUCGUUGUUUUAAAACUUGAAUACAUUUUAUUAAACCUGAUUCUUGCUGCCACGGUAGAUUAUCCGUUAUUUUCAAUGAUGUCUUUAGCCCAACUGAAAAGGGUAGAUAAAUUGGAUGAUUGUAUACCAACAUUGUGCAUUCCAAAUAGUUGUAGAAAUCCAUUCAUUGAUUAAUGUAAAGGAAUGGAUACUUGUUACCGACAUAUUCAGAGUCAACGAGACGUUUGUUUUAAUUGGUGCUAUGAAUCUAGCAUCUACUCUACACUGAUUUUGUGUUCCUAGACAUUGCUCGCUAUUCUGUUGGUUUUUAAUUGCAAUUCAUGUGUUCAUAUAUCUGUGUAGCAUUAUGGAUAGUGCAACACUAUAUGUUGAUAUUGUUAUGCAGAUAAAUGCUGUUCAUGGUUAUGUUGUUAGGACUGUUGUUGCCGUCAUGUUACCUAUGAACUACGUUUUGUAUGUUUCCCAUCAACCGUUUUGUGAAAUUAUGACAGUAUCAUUUCCAGUCUAUAUUGUCAUUGAUCAUGUGAUACACAAGUAAAAUUUUAAAGUAAG